AACACAACACAACACAACACAAAAAAUCCAACCCAAGAACCACAGUGAGAUCUUUCUCAGAAGACAAAAAUGGGAACAGCGUCGUCUAAGUCUAACAUCAACCUCUCGCAGGUCCUCAACACUGAGGAGCCGUACAGCUCCGUGAUGCUGGCCGUCGCUGCUCUCUUGGCCGUUGUAUGCUACUUAUGGAUUCAGGGGAAGUCCAAGUCCAAAAAGGAACCUCCACUGCCUCCGGGACCUUGGCCACUUCCUAUCGUCGGAAACCUCCCGUUCCUAAACUCUGACGUCCUCCACACGCAAUUCCAAGCCCUAACCCUAAAAUAUGGCCCUCUCAUGAAGAUCCACCUCGGUUCCAAACUUGCGAUCGUCGUCUCUUCCCCUGACAUGGCUCGCGAGGUUCUCAAAACCCACGACAUCACUUUCGCCAACCACGAUCUCCCUGAAGUCGGAAAGAUCAACACUUACGGUGGUGAAGACAUCCUCUGGUCUCCUUACGGUACCCAUUGGAGGAGACUUCGUAAGCUCUGCGUCAUGAAGAUGUUCACUACCCCAAGUCUCGAAGCUUCCUACUCCACUCGCCGGGAAGAAACCCGACAAACCAUUGUCCACAUGUCGGAAAUGGCUCGUGAAGGAUCACCAGUCAACCUCGGAGAGCAAAUAUUUCUUUCCAUUUUCAACGUCGUGACAAGAAUGAUGUGGGGCGCCACUGUUGAAGGAGACGAGAGAACGAGCUUAGGAAACGAGCUCAAAACCCUAAUAUCUGAUAUCUCCGACAUAGAAGGGAUUCAAAACUACUCAGAUUUCUUUCCGUUGUUCUCAAGAUUCGAUUUCCAAGGAUUGGUUAAGCAGAUGAAAGGCCAUGUGAAGAAGCUUGAUCUCUUGUUCGAUAGAGUUAUGGAGAGUCACGUCAAAAUGGUGGGAAAGAAGAGCGAAGAAGAAGAAGAUUUCUUGCAAUACUUACUUAGAGUUAAAGAUGAUGAUGAGAAAGCUCCUCUGUCCAUGACUCAUGUCAAGUCUCUCCUCAUGGAUAUGGUUCUUGGUGGUGUCGACACAUCGGUUAACGCAUCCGAAUUCGCCAUGGCAGAGAUUGUGAGCAGACCGGAAGUGUUAAACAAGAUCCGACUAGAACUUGACCAAGUUGUUGGCAAAGACAACAUCGUUGAGGAAUCACAUUUACCUAAGCUUCCUUACCUACAAGCGGUUAUGAAAGAGACUCUUAGGCUUCACCCUACGCUUCCUCUUCUUGUUCCUCACAGAAACAGCGAAACCUCGGUGGUUGCGGGAUACACUGUGCCUAAAGACUCCAAGAUUUUCAUCAACGUUUGGGCGAUUCAUAGAGAUCCUAAGAAUUGGGAUGAACCAAACGAGUUCAAACCUGAGAGGUUUUUGGAGAAUUCGCUUGAUUUCAAUGGAGGUGAUUUUAAGUAUUUGCCUUUUGGGUCAGGAAGGAGGAUUUGUGCGGCGAUAAACAUGGCUGAGAGACUUGUUCUGUUCAACAUUGCUUCACUUCUUCACUCUUUUGAUUGGAAAGCUCCUCAAGGACAGAAGUUUGAGGUUGAAGAGAAGUUUGGUCUUGUUCUUAAGUUGAAGUCUCCACUUGUGGCUAUUCCUGUUCCAAGGUUGUCCGAUCCAAAACUCUACACAGCUUAAGUAAGAAGGAUGUUGAAUUGAGUUUUCUUGUUUAAAGUUUACUUUUCUUUAUCUGUGUCUGGAGUUUUGAUGCUUUGUAUAAAAGAUGUGUCAAGUUACAUUUUUGAUAACAUUUAAUAUAACAAAGUUUUACUUACAAUAAUAACGCCUAAUAGUCGAUGCCAAAGCUAUAAAACUAUAUUGUAGUUAUAUUUUUGGCAAGUCG
This is a messenger RNA of Arabidopsis thaliana (thale cress), 1855 nucleotides long. RefSeq names its product cytochrome P450, family 706, subfamily A, polypeptide 2 (gene CYP706A2). The coding region runs from base 70 to 1650 and encodes 526 amino acids. NCBI's taxonomy places the organism in Eukaryota, Viridiplantae, Streptophyta, Magnoliopsida, Brassicales, Brassicaceae. The transcript has a single exon. The record is from RefSeq and is marked reviewed. Gene Ontology annotation, molecular function: oxidoreductase activity, acting on paired donors, with incorporation or reduction of molecular oxygen; iron ion binding; heme binding.